This is a messenger RNA of Cercocebus atys (sooty mangabey), 8547 nucleotides long. It is a transcript of the gene CCDC180, whose product is annotated as coiled-coil domain containing 180. The record is from RefSeq and is a predicted model, not a curated record. Gene Ontology annotation, molecular function: retinol transmembrane transporter activity; signaling receptor activity. NCBI's taxonomy places the organism in Eukaryota, Metazoa, Chordata, Mammalia, Primates, Cercopithecidae.
CGGAUCCAAGGCUGGUUCCAGAUAGUAUGCCCGUAAAUCCUCCCAGAAGGAUGCGCUGUUUUAUUUAAUUUUAUUUUGCAUUCGGUAGUUUAAGAAGUUUUAUUUUAUAAAGAGAAUAUAUGUUUUAAAAUGUAUAUUUUACAUAUACAUCUAAGGAUGAAAAGAGGGGUUUCCCUACCACCUUGUAUCACCAUCCUCCAACUCGACUCCCAGAGGCCACUCUUGCUAUUGGGUUUUUGUGUAUCUUUGCAGAAAUUUUCUCUAUGCCUAUAAAAGCAUAUGUGCCUAUAAAAGCCCUUUCCUUUAAAACACACACACGCUGUUUCUCUCCCACACACACGGAGUAGCGUGCCAUAUACAUUAGUCUGCACUUGGUUUUUCCACUUAACAUUAUUUCACAGUUUCCCCACCUCUUGUCAUCUCUGAAACUGAGUUUCUUGUACAAUCAACGGCAGCAUAGUUCAUUGGUUCUGUGAGUGUGUUUCUUAAUGCUACGUAAAGUCAUGGUGCAUCUCCGUCCACAGUGACUUUGUUAUGAUGAGAUAUGGUGAUAUGUUUUGGAGUUCAUAUAGAGUGGCAUUUCCACAGGGUUUAGUUGCAGUUACUUAACCAGUUGUUUUCCAUCCUUCGGUUAAUACGAAUAAUGCUUUGAUGAAGUCUCUGUGCACAAGGGUCAGUGUACCUGUGGAUUAGUGGGGAAUGCAUGUUGGAAAGACGCAGGUUCUUGUAGUCAGUUACUCAUGCCGCCGUUGUGCCUUCUCUGGGCCAGGCUCUGUGCACACCAUCCUGCCUGAGUCCUGGCAGGACACCCAGAUGAGAAACCUAAGAGGGUCUUGGCUGCUGGGAUUUGAUGUGUUGCCAGGUAAAGGCAUUGAAUGGAGGGAGGGACUCGCUGACCAGGUUUUAUGGGAGACUUUUCCUGCCUUUACUGGCCACCUCUCAUUUGUCUUGUGCUCUAUUGUUUUUUCUUUGCUGAACUCCUAGAGAUGGAGAAAGCCUCUUGCAGCCUGGGAAGACCAGCUACAGCAUUCUUGGGUGGAGUUCAUUUUGUUUUCAAGCCUAGUUGCUUCCCAGUUUGCAGUCUUCUUAUUCCUAAAAAGGAACCUCUUCUGAGGCCACUUUAUGUGGUGGUCAGAGGAGAGCCAUCUGCCUGGUCGACGCUGGGCCUUACCUUACAGUCAGCCACACAGAGCAGGGGUGGUCAGGCACCAUGAAGGGGUGGUGGUAAGGAAUAAAUAUAACAAUGUUGCUAAUGCACUCAGCGCAGCUCUCAGAAUGUAUUAACGAUGACUUUCAACCUGAAGGCUGCUGUCUUUACCAGGAGUGGCCUUUUAAAGUGCUCUCACCCCUUGAUCUCUCUGUGCUCUUCUAGGAAUCUCUCCUAAAAAAAAGAUCACUAUGUGUGAAGAUUUCAUCCUGGAGUUGGUCACUACAGCAAAAAACAAAAAAAACAAAAAAAACAAAAAAAAAACCAAAACGGAAACGACCUUAAUGCCCACUGAGAGGCAAUCAUUGAAUAAAUUAUGGGGUACGGUCUCACUAUGAGAAGGAAACACUUAACAAAGCUGGAUUUGCAAACAAAAGAGAUGAGCGAACUCCAUGCUGCUUUUCAGGACAACUUUGCUGUAACUACUGUUCUACUUCUGCAUCACCUUUUUAAAAGAUUCUGCAUGACCAGGCAGUUAAAUGGCACCUGUACCAGCUCGGUGGACAUGGAGCUCUUCCUUCAUUACUCCCUCAUCCCAUCACUCUUCAUCAUUUUGAUCUUGUCCUUCCUCCAAAGACGAGAGCAUUGUAGACAGAGAGAUGAUACCUCUUACCUGCUGGGGAACUGCUUUGGCAUUAUCAUGCCUCUGGACUUCGUGGGCACUUUCAGUAACCGAUGGUCCUGUGGAAUCGCCUUUGGGGCCACAGCUAAUAAGGUCAUGUUUUUGUUCUCAGAAGGCUACCAGCCCCUGCAGAUCCCGCAGUGGGCCCAAGCCUUUGAGCUUCUGAUUGGAGGCAUUGAAGUCGGCCUGUCCCACUUCCCCUUCUUUGCCUGCCUCUCGUCGGAGUUCCAGCUGGUCAGCUCCAUCCUGGGCUUCUGCUACUCUCUGAUCUGGUUUGCUGUCACCGUUCUUCAAGUUUCACAGUGUCCCCACGGGCAGUUUGUGGGAAAGUAUGAGACCCUCAUGUUUUACUGGCCCUCGCUGCUGUGCCUCGCCUUCCUGCUGGGCCGCUUCCUGCAUAUGUUUGUCAAGGCUCUGAGGGUGCACCUCGGCUGGGAGUUCCAGGUGGAAGAAAAGUCUGUCCUGGAAACGCACCAGGCAGAGCACGUCAAGCAGCUCCUGAGGACACCCCGCCCUCAAGAGAAAAAAAAGUCUUGGUUCCAAACCAGGAUAUAUGAGUGGGAUCCCUGCUUUCAAUUUCCAAGCAGAAUGAUUGGAACCAUUGUGUUGGCAUUCAUCUGCCUAUAUCUUUUCAUUGUCAUCGAGUUCUGCGUGUUUGUGUAUGUGAGAGAUGAGUUGGACGUGUUUGAAAACAAGCUGGAGAGCUACAUCACCUUCACGAACCAUUCAGGGGUCCUGACCCCAGUCAUCCUGCAGGUGAAAGAGCUGAUCAGCGUCACCAAAGGAGUCUGGGUAGCGACCAUUUUGCCUGCCUCUCUCACGUGUGUGAGCUAUCUGUUCCACAUUUUGGUCUGUUACAGAAAGCACAUAAAGAGGCUAUGGGCAGGAGAUAAACAUUUUCUUCCUUUGAAGUUCCAUAACCCGGCCUCCUCAGCGAGCGUGGUGGCCAUUGCAAGGUACUCUGGCUGGCAAAUAGCCUAUGUUCUAUGGGGCUACCUCAUCAUUCACGUGGUGCAGAGCCUAUGUGGCAUGGCAAUCAUGUACGGCCUGGUGCUGCCCAUCGUUCACAACCAGGGCCUGGAGAUGCUGCAAGGGCUGGGCAUCGGGAUCCUCACCAUAUCCAUCGUCGUGGGUCUCAUGAUCCUGCAGAUGUGGAUUGCUGCCAGCUUCUUCCUACAGCCAAAACUGGGCACAGCUGACAAGCAGAAGCCCCUGGCUCUCAACAACAGGAAAGCGUUCCACAACUUCAACUACUUCCUGUUCUUCUACAACGUGCUACUGGGCCUGGGUGCCUGCCUUUCCAGGCUGCUCAUCAGUUGCCUCCUUGGCACGUGGCUGAUUGCCCGCAUCGACAGGACUAUCAUGCAGAAUGGCUAUGAGGGAGCAGACAUGGGGUUCAGUGCGUGGAUUGGGAUGCUCUAUGUGGACCAUUAUCACACCAACCCUGUGCUCGUCAGCUUUUGCCACAUCCUGAUCGCAAAUCACAAGGAGAAGAAACUGCAGCAGACCACCAAAUACUGGUGCCUAAAUCAAUCGGCAGAAUCCCUUCGGAUUUGCGCCCUUCGCGGCGGGGAGAACCGGCCUCCUGCUCGAGUUCGGAGCUCAUCUGAGGAAUUGGAAUUGAGACACCAAAGCCCAGACGCGUUUCCUGGACGACGGCUUCCCGGCAGGGGCAUACAGUCAGCGGCCAAGAUGUCGUCAGUGGGGAAGGUGACCCAGGUUCCGAGUGGGAAAGCCUACCAGCAGAUCUUCCAGGCUGAGGUGCAGCUGGUCCACUCCCUGGCGGCCACCAGGAAGCGGGCUGCAGAGCAUUCUGUGACCCUGAAGAGUGGCAGGAUACCCAUGAUGAAGAAGGUGGAGACUCCUGAAGGGGAGGUGAUGUCUCCUCGACAGCAAAAGUGGACGCACAGCCUCCCCAACAACUGGAUCAUGGAAAACCCUGUUCUCCACAGGGAAAAGGAAAGAGCCAAGAGAGAAAAAGCCCGAGAGAGUGAGAGCACCAUCGCUGCCCGAAAAGUGCGGGGUCUCAUGGACACUAUGGUUCCUGAGAAGAUAAGCACCAGCACCUUUCAAAGGCGAGCAGAACACAAGAGGAGGAGCUACGAGGGCGCUCUGGCCAGCUUUGAGGAGGAGAUUGCGCAGGUUGGAAAGGAAAUGGAAGCUCUCAUUGUGGACACAGCGGGACUUUUUUUGAAGAAGCUGACUGAGUCUGAUGAAGAAAUGAACCGUCUCUUCCUAAAGGUGGAAAACGACACCAACCUUGAGGACUACACCAUCCAAGCCCUGCUAGAGCUGUGGGAUAAGGUGGCCAGGCGGUUCCUGCUCCAGAAGCAGGAGAUUAAGGAGCUGGAUGAGGCCCUGCACUCGCUGGAGUUCUCUCGAGUCAAUAAACUAAAAGGUGUGUUGAAGAAAUAUGCUGAAGUCAUAGAGAAAACUUCAUACCUCAUGCGGCCCGAUGUGUACAAGCUGAUAAAUAAAGAAGCCAUGGUCAUGAACUAUGCCCUGCUGGGCAACCGGAAGGCCCUCGCCCAGCUGUUCGUCAACCUGAUGGAGUCCACCCUGCAGCAGGAGCUGGACAGCCGCCACCGCUGGCAGGGCUUGGUGGACACCUGGAAGGAUCUCAAGAAGGAGGCCCUGCUGCAGAGUUUCAGUGAGUUCAUGGCCAGUGAGAGUAUCCAUACUCCCCUGGCUGUGGUGAAGGAGCUAGAGGUCAUGCUGAAGACCCAGAACGUCCUGCAGCAAAGGCGGCUGAAGCACCUCUGCACCAUCUGUGACCUCCUGCCCCCCAAUUACAGCAAAACUCAGCUGACUGAGUGGCAUUCUUCCCUCAACUCCAUGAACAAGGAGCUAGACACCUACCAUGUGGACUGCAUGAUGCGGAUCCGCCUGCUGUAUGAGAAGACGUGGCAGGAGUGCCUGAUGCUUGUGCAGAAUUGUAAGAAGCAGCUGCUGGACUGGAAAGCCUUCACUGAGGAGGAGGCAGAGACCCUGGUGAACCAGUUCUUCUUCCAGAUGGUGGGAGCACUCCAGGGCAAGGUGGAGGAGGACCUGGAGCUCUUGGACAAAUCCUUCGAGACCCUGGCAGAUCAGACAGAGUGGCAGAGUUCGAACCUCUUCAGGUACUUCCAGGAGGCGGUACAACUGUGGGAGGCACACCAGAGCAAGCUGUUGGUGCAGGAGCUGGAGCUGGAGAAGAGGAUGGAGCAGCACCAGCAGAAGCACAGCCUGGAGAGCCAGGUCCAGGAGGCCCACCUUGAUAGGCUCUUGGACCAACUGAGGCAGCAGAGCGACAAAGAAACACUGGCGUUUCACCUGGAAAAGGUCAAAGAUUAUCUGAAGAACAUGAAAUCCAGGUAUGAAUAUUUUCACACCCUCCUGACAAAGGAAGUGAUGGAGUACCCAGCAAUCAUACUGAAAGAACUCAACUCCUACAGCUCCAACCUCAGCCAAUACUUCUUUGUGCGUGAAAUAUUUGAGCAGAACUUGGCUGGAGAAGUCAUUUUCAAAUUCAGGCAACCAGAAGCACAUGAAAAAUCCUUCCAGAAGAGAAUGAGGAAACUGAGGAAGAAGCAAGGGUCUAAAGAGGACAUGAGCAGAAGUGAGGAAAGCAUAAGUAGUGGGACAAGUGCUGCCACAUCAGUAGAAGAGAUGGAAGAGGAAAAUGAUCAAGAAAUGGAGUCCUUUAUAACUGAAGAGGUGCUGGGGCAGCAGAAAAAAUCUCCACUGCAUGCUGAGAUGGAUGAGUCCAAAGAAGGCUCUAUUCAGGGAUUGGAAGAAAUGCAGGUUGAAAGAGAGAGCUCCUUAAACCCAUCCCUGAAUGAGGAGAAAGUGAAGGGUCAAGGAGAAGAGAAGGAGAAGUCACAGGAAGAAGAUGAGAAGGAGGAAGAGGAGGAGGAGGAGGAUAAACUGGAGGAAGAGAAGGAGGAGAAGGAGGCACAGGAAGAGCAAGAGAGUUUAUCUGUGGGUGAGGAAGAAGACAAGGAAGAGGAUCUGGAGGAGAUAUACUAUGAGGACAUGGAGUCCUUCACAAUCUCCAGUGGAAACACAUAUUUUGUCUUCGUACCCCUGGAAGAAGAAGAGCAUUGCAGGAAGUCCCAUUCCACCUUCUCAGCCAUGUUCAUCAGCGACACUUCCAGUGCCAAGUUCAUAGAACAAGUGACAAUUCCAUCGAGACUAAUUUUAGAAAUUAAGAAACAACUUCGAGCUGGCUUCUUCGAGCACCUCGAGAAGUGGUUUGACCAGUGUUCCCUCAACACCCGGGUCACCGUGGCCACCAAAGUCAAUGAGCUGGAUUCAGAACUGGAACUGCAUCUGCACCUGCACCAGCCAAGAGCCCAGCAGAUUGAAAAAGACAUCCACAACGUCAGGGCAGCGGAGCUCUUACUUCAUCAAGAGCGGUUGGACAGCCACUGUGCUGGGGUGACCGAGACGCUGAAGAAGGAGCAGCUGAUGUUCUGCCAGUUCCAAGAAGAGCAAAACGUGAGGAGCAAAAACUUCCGCCUCAAGAUCUAUGACAUGGAGCACAUCUUCUUGAAUGCCACCAGAAGCCAAAAGCUGGUCAUUCUCAGCAACACACUGCACCAGGAGUUGCUUAGCUAUGUUGAUGUCACCCAGGUGUCCCUGCGCAGCUUCCGGCAGUACUUGGAGGAGAGUCUGGGCAAACUCCGCUACUCAAAUAUUGAGUUCAUCAAACACUGCAGAUUGUUUUCAGAGGGAGGCAACUUUUCUCCUAAAGAAAUCAAUUCACUGUGUCACCGACUGGAGAAGGAAGCUGCCCGGAUAGAGUUGGUUGACAGUGUCAUCAUGCUCAACAUGGAGAAGAUGGAGAACGAGUACCUGGACCAGGCCAAUGAUGUCAUCAACAAGUUUGAAAGCAAAUUCCAUAACCUGUCUGUGGACCUUAUUUUCAUAGAGAAAAUCCAGCGGUUACUGACGAAUCUGCAAGUGCACAUCAAGUGCCAGGUGGCAAAAUCCAAUUCACAAACAAAUGGAUUAAAUUUCUCUCUGCAACAGCUUCAGAACAAGAUAAAAACUUGUCAAGAGUCCAGGGGAGAGAAAACCACAGCGACCACAGAAGAACUCCUCGGCUUCGUCCAAACUUGGAAAGAAAAACUGAGCCAGAGGAUUCGGUACCUUAACUGCAGCCUGGACAAGGUGUCCAUGACUGAACUGGUCUUUACAAAUACCAUCCUGAAGGACCUGGAGCAAGAGAGUGACAUCCUGACAUCUUCAGAAGCCCUUGAGGAGGAGGCCAAGCCGGAUGUGGUCACCCCUGAGUCCUUCGCCCAGCUGAGCCGCAUGGGGAAGCCCCUGAUUGAAGACCCAGCUGUGGAUGUGAUCAGGAAGAUCCUGCAACUUCCCAACACAAAAUGGCCAACCCACCAUUGUGACAAAGAUCGGUCCCAGACAGGUAGAGGCACACAGGCCUGUGGGUCUCAGGGCAGCAGUGAGGCGGGGGUUGGUGGUACUGUGUGGCCCUUCUCACCUCCUGUCCUCUGCUCCUGUCCUGGGCCCUCGUCACCCAAAGGCUUCAAGCGACAUCGGUGCCGGCCAGAAAACUCUGGGAAGAAGGUUGUGCCCAGCGCCAGUGGCACCUCUGCAAGCAGCUUCACACGGCACCCCAAGCUCAACAAAAUGGAGAGAAAGUACCAGGUGCUUGGGGACAAGCCUCCUCCUGCUGCUGAGGAUUUUAAGGGGAUCAUCUUGACCCUCCUCUGGGAAAGCAAUGAGAACCUGCUGGCGGUUGCAGAGGAGUUCUACCGUAAAGAAAAACGCCCGGUCACCAGGCCUGACUGCAUGUAUGACACCUUUGACCAGUGCGCCGAGAACAUCGGCAAAAAGAUCCUGGAUUACCAGAGCCAGGCAAAUAAGUACCACAACUCCUGCCUCAUAGAAUUACGGAUCCAGAUGAGGAGAUUUGAGGAGCUGCUGCCCCAAGUGUGUUGGCUGGUGAUGGAGAAUUUCAAGGAGCACCACUGGAAAAUGUUUUGCACCUCCGUAAAGGAGAUCCGAGGACAGUUUGAGGGACAGCAGAAGCAGCUGGAGAAAAGAAAGGACAAAAAUGCCCAGAAGCUCCAUCUAAAUCUUGGACACCCCAUACAUUUCCAAGAAAUGGAGUCUCUACAUUUAAGUGAAGACAAAAGGCAGGAAGAGCUGGACAGCAUGAUUAGGAUGAACAGGGAGAAGCUGGAGGAAUGUUCCAGAAGGAAUGGCCAGGUUUUCAUAACCAACUUGGCCGCCUUCACCGAGAAGUUCCUACUGCAGUUGGAUGAGGUGGUCACCAUUGACGACGUCCAGGUUGCAAGGAUGGAGCCCCCCAAACAGAAAAUAUCAAUACUCAUACGAAGGAAACUCGCUGGGCUCUCCCUGAAGGAAGAGAGUGAGAAACCCCUGAUUGAACGUGGAAGCAGGAAGUGGCCAGGAAUCAAACCCACCGAAGUCACCAUCCAAAACAAGAUUCUUCUCCGGCCAACAUCAUCGAUAUCCACCACCAAAACCACCCUGGGCCACCUGGCAGCCGUGGAAGCCCGAGAUGCUGUGUACCUGAAAUAUUUAGCAUCAUUUGAGGAGGAGCUGAAGAGGAUCCAGGAUGACUGCACAUUUCAGAUGAAGGAGGCUCAGCGCUGGAAGGACAGCUGGAAGCAGUCCCUGCACACCAUCCAGGGCCUGUAUGUGUGACCCUCCACCCCACCAUGAAUAAAUGCUUUCUUAUGCAGAC